UGCAGUUACGUUACCAAGCAACCAUGCAUACAGUGAAUAAACAUGACAAAUUCUCAACAGCAAAAUUCACGAAAUGUAAAACAUAGAAAUCUGACUGAUAUUUAUUUUACCGUCAUUGUUUAAGAAACUCCUACAAUGUCAUUAUACUUCGACACUCGGGUACAAAGUGUAGAAGCUGCCUCAAUUUGCACACACGUCGCUUGGCAUAACGAAUUUCCAUUAUUGGCGGUUGCGGCAUACUCACAAGACAAAGGAGGUUUUGCAACAGUCUAUGAUGACCAUGGGGAGCCUCUUCGUGAUGUGGAAUCUCCAGGCCACUCUGUUGCUCGUGUUACAGCUUUAGAUUGGCACCCAGAGAGGCGAUGGCUCGCCGUGGGUUGGGAAAGCGGAGAGCUAAGGGUGUGGCCUGGCGAUACCGGGACCGGAGAAUUUGGCAUUGUAGUAACACCGCACAGAGAUCCGAUUUCCGUGCUUCAAUGGAGUCAGUAUGGAGGUCGAUUAGUAUCGGCUGACACCGCUGGCUCAGUAGUUGGUUGGAAAAUCGACUCGAGAGGGCAGCUUCUUGUGGUUUUCCACCAUGAACUAAAUGAUUCCUUCACGCGUAUUGCGUUUAAACUCUCUUCUCCUAAACCUGGUGUGGAUAUUAGUGGUUUAGCAAAGGCUGCCGUUGCUGGCGAUGAGAGAGCUUUGGAUCUGUUUAGCUCGUGGCGUCCACGAACUGCGGCGCCCACUGCGGUUGCUGUACGACGCGAUAAUUUUGCUUUUUACAUCGCUACGGUCAGUGGAUCAAUUUACUUUGUCGAUUCCCAAGGACAGUGCAUCGAAGUUCUCAACACCGAAGGCGCAUCAGUUCGCUCGUUACUCUACCACUGUCACCGAGAUUCCCUUGUCGUAAUGACAGAAGGUCCAAAUAUCGGUCACUUCCAGAUAGACCCUACGACCGGCCGACUCACCGAACUAACCAAAGUUAAGCUCAGCAGUGGAAGAAUCGACAGUGCUCGCUCUGGACAAGCUAUCUGUUGGGCCGGUCCAAACACUUUGGCAUUAUUGACGGGAGAACUCUCCAUCAGGUGCUGGGACCUGCACACCGGAGAUACUUACAUACUUUCUCCUUCGGAGCCCACCCUGGCCAAUGCAGCCACACCACAGGAGAUCUCUACGAGUCUCUCCUUUUGCAGGAGUAAUGGGACUUUGGCAGCCGGUACUAAUUUGGGCAGGAUAUAUCUGUGGAGACGACGAAACGUACCAACCGCAGAUGAGAAUGGCUGGCCAACUGUGCCGGAGUCAUGCACUGUGCAUGGGACUGUCAAACACCUAACAUGGGGAGCCCAUUCUUUAAGAAAUCCGUUAUUGGCAGUGAAUUGUAUCACGAAUGUUUUUAUUUUACAUCAACAGCCAAUGUGUGCCGCAUACCAUGAUGGGGUUUGUGCCAGUCAGUCAGCUCCGAGUCGAAUACUGAUCGAAGUAGAUCAGCGAAGCUGCACUCUGGAGACCGAUCUUCAAGUACAACUUGUGGCGGUGAAUAGAGAUUACGUAGCAGUUUCUUCCAGUAGGAAAGUUGCGGUGUAUAGAAACUCUUUACUAACCUUUGAUCAUCUCGGCACCUUUGACUGCGACACCGAGAAAAUCCUCCUCUUCGAGAGCACCGUCAUUCUGCUCACACCAAAUCUUGUACAGUUACGCUCCGUUGAGGGAACUAUUAUCCAGACUUUACCUAUGACUCCGGAGGAGGGAGAGCCCAUCAACAUGGAGUUAACAGGGCCUUACUUGACGGUGUCCUCCUUGAAUGGCGUCUUAAAAAUCUGGAACCUGAGCAAGAGGGAAGCGAAGCUUUAUACCAGACCGAUGCCUGCGUACAAAGCCAUUGCAGACUUUGCCGAAAUCAUAGAAGCCAGGUGCAACUCCGACUGUCGAUGUGUGUCGGUGACGGUUGCCAUGGCCAACCUGAUGCCAAGCUCUAUCCUUUAUCUCUGGGAUAUCGAAAGCGAUCGGAUCCAUGAGUUCGACUUUGCUCGGAGUGCGACCGAUGACAUCGAAGAUAUCGAUGAGGAUCGGCAUCGUGCUCUAACUGCAGGGUGCAAAGGUCGGCUAGUGACAGCUCACUGUUGGGAUACCGAUGAUCCUAGACUGUUGGUCUGUCGGGCUCAAAAAUUAGAAACAAGGGAUUCCAAAGCCAAUUCCAGGCUCCGAUCGAAUGAAAGCAAGGAAGAGAUCGCAGGAGUGGUUCUGGUGACGAUGUUUGCCACACCCGACCACGGCAUCGUAGUCCACGAUGCAAGGCCUGUCGGAGACGACAGCUGCAGGCUCCUCGGAGUGCACUCACCAGAGAUCAUUAUUUUGAACUCCGAGACGUCUUUAGGCAGCGAGAGUAAAAUCACCAGACUGGUCAUGAGGGACUUUGAGGACUUAGGAACCUGUGACGCGACCACGAAGAAGGCUAUCUUGAACUUUAGUUUUCACGUGAGUAUCGCCAACACCGACGAAGCAUUCAAAGCCAUCAAAACUAUCCGAAACGAAGCCAUCUGGAAAAACUUGGCCAAAAUGUGCGUCAAGACGAAACAGCUGGACAUGGCAAUGCUCUGUUUGGGCCACAUGAAGCACGCCAGAGGUGCGAGGGCUCUCAGAGAAGCUAUGCAGGAUGCAAACCUUAGUUUAGAGGCUAAAACUGGAAUCCUGGCUGUUGAGCUCGAUCUUUGCAACGACGCGGAAAGACUUUUCCGAGAGGCAAAGAGAUUAGACCUAGUGGGUUCUCUGUUAGAAGCCCAGGGAAAGUUUAAGGAAGCCAUCGAGUUGGCUUCUUCGGAGAACAAAAUACGAGAGAAGGCAAGUUACUAUAAUUACGCAAAAGCUCUCGAGCAGGAAGGAAAGAUAUCGGAGGCCAUCGAUAUGUACACCAAGGCGGACUGUCAUCGGUUCGAAGUGCCCAGGAUGCUGCUUACGAGACCGAGGGAACUUCAAGCUUAUCUGACAGAAACAAACGAUCCGGAGAUAAAGAACUGGCACGGCCAAUACAUCGAAUCCACGGGGGAUAUGGAGGCGGCCCUGCGUCUCUACGAGUUUGCCAAGGACACUCUGGCAAUGACCAGACUCCUGUGUUUUCUGCGUCGCGAGGACGAGGUCUGCGAACUCGUAACAAGGACUGGUCAUGCUGCCUCGGCUUACCACCUGGCUGCACACUACGAGUCGCGGAACAACGUAACUCAGGCGGUUCACUUUUACACCGUGGCAAAGGCGUAUACCAAUGCAAUACGGGUUUGCAAGGAGAAUAACAUGUCGGAGGAGCUGUGGCCCUUGGCUUCUCUGGCCCCCAGACAGGCCAGAAUCGAUGCCGCGAAGUAUUACGAAGAGGUUGGUCAGCCCGAUAAGGCUGCAUUGCUGUAUCACAAGGCAGGUCUACUACGCAAAGCCCUAGACCUAGCUUUCAAAACUCGCCAGUACAACGCACUCCAGCUGAUGACCAUGGAUGUCAAUGCGGACUCGGAUCCAGCAUUGAUCCAAAGGUGUGCGGAGUACUUUGUGGAGAACGAUCAAAUCGAGAAGGCAGUGGACUUGCUGGCUAUGGGUAGAAAGUACAUCGAAGCACUGGAUUUGAUUCAACAACACGGAAUAGCUCUGACGGAGGACCUUGCAGAGAAAGUGACGCCAGAGAAAGUAGAAAACGACCCCGAAAGGGAACGACCGAGGACCCUCAUCCUGGAGAGAAUCGGAGAGACAGCCUUCGAGCAAGGCAACUACCAUCUCGCCACAAAGAAAUUCACCCAGGCUGGGAACAAGCUCAGGGCAAUGAAGGCCCUUCUUAAAUCCGGUGACACCGAGAAGAUCUGCUUCUUUGCCCAGGUGUCAAGACAGCGGGAGAUCUACAUCAUGGCUGGAAAUUACUUGCAGUCCCUCGACUGGCAGAACCAGCCCGAAGUCCUGAAGAACAUCAUCAAUUUUUAUUCAAAAGGCAAGGCGAUGGACCUCCUGGCCAACUUCUACGUGGCCUGUGCCCAGGUGGAAAUCGACGAGUUCCAGAAUUACGAGAAGGCCCUCGAUGCACUUAACCAGGCUGGUCGCUGCCUUGCCAAAGUGACUUCUCCGAAUGACCCAGAGGUCCAUGACAGGGCAGUACGUGUAGUCAAUACGAGGACGACUGCGGUUAAAAGAUAUCUCGACAUUAAAAAGUUGUUUGACAGAGGCGAUACGGAGGCUGCCUCGAUCCAGGUUGGACAGUUACUCGAAAUAUACGGUCCUGACCUGGAGCAGUCUGUACGUCGUGGUGAUCUGUUCGCUACCAUGACUCAACAUUAUGCUAGUCUCGGUGAAGAUGACAAAGCGAGGGCUACGAUAGAAGAGCUUAAACGCAUAGUACCAGGAAUUAAUUUGAGCUACUAUUACAAUGUUAACUUGUUAGAAUCGCUAGGAUAUAAAAUAAACGUACAACGGCAGGAAAGUUCUGAUAAGGAUGACGGGAUCGAAGAACUUCUCGGAGAAUGAAUCGACUGCUUUCGUUUUUCUACCGUUAAGCAUACCAGUGAAAUUCUAUCGUAGACUAGAAUUUUAUAAACCGCUUCCUCUGCGAACAGUAAGAAUAAGUAAUACCCCUUUACCGGUAUAUUAUUUAUUAUUAUUAUUAUUAUUUUUAACAAAUAGAAUCUUCCUUGUAACCGGGAGACCAUCUUGAAAUAGACAGCGUAAAAAA
This is a messenger RNA of Orussus abietinus, 4681 nucleotides long. RefSeq names its product intraflagellar transport protein 140 homolog (gene rempA). Gene Ontology annotation, molecular function: protein binding. Gene Ontology annotation, biological process: intraciliary retrograde transport. Bases 136 to 4476 code for a protein of 1446 amino acids. Gene Ontology annotation, cellular component: ciliary basal body; intraciliary transport particle A; axoneme. NCBI's taxonomy places the organism in Eukaryota, Metazoa, Arthropoda, Insecta, Hymenoptera, Orussidae. The record is from RefSeq and is a predicted model, not a curated record. The transcript is spliced from 12 exons.